AUCUAUGUUUCACCCUGCGCAAAGGCUGCUGGUACCCGGCUGUCAUGGCUCCGAACGUAAACAGAGAGUUAUGAAUACCGACACAUUUUAGUUAGUAUUUAGACAAAUUAACUGCAGGGACACUUUAACUGUAACUGUCAGGUGGAUAAACACGUCACAGGGAGAAACAUGUCCGCAGGAAACAAAGCCAUUGAGUUACAGCUCCAGAUGCGGCAAAAUGCGGAGGAUCUGCAGAGCUACAUGUCUGAGCUGCAGAGCUGGGAGACAGACAUCAAGAAGAGAGACGAGGAGCUGAGGACCGGAGGACUGCAACAGGACCAGAAGAAGCUCCCACCUGUGCGCAACAUAGACUACAAAACAAAAAUGAGAGAAAGAAAGAAGAAGAAGAAGGAGCUAACCAGCAACGGAGACGCUAAGGCAGGGGACGCCUCCAGGAUCAAAGCAUACGACUAUAAAUCAUGGGACAAGUUUGACGUGGAGCAGGCUCUGGCAGAGAUGGAUAAGGAGGAAAGUCCUGCAGAGUCCAAUGAGUCGGACUCUGAGGAAGCUGACCGGGACAAAAUGCUGGCUGAGAAAGAAAAGGGCAACACGUUUUUCAAAGCGGGGAAUUAUGAUGAAGCUGUGGAGUGUUACACCAGAGGGAUGGCUGCAGACCCUUACAACCCUGUGGUCCCCACCAACAGAGCCACCUCCUUCUUCAGACUGAAGAAGUAUGCUGUGGCAGAAUCCGACUGCAACUUGGCGAUCGCUCUGGACAGAAACUACUUCAGAGCGUACGCUCGGAGAGGAGCGGCGCGGUUUGCUCUGAAGAAAUACCAGUCUGCAUUAGAAGAUUAUGAGAUGGUUCUCAAGCUCGACCCUGGGAACGAAGAGGCACAGAGUGAAGUGGAAAAGAUCACAGAGACUCUCGGACAUCAGGCACCUGGCGUCCUAAGUGGAGCCACACAGGAGGCUCCCACAGAGGCCCUGGAGCAGCAGGGAGGAGAGGAGCAGGAGAGGAGACAGGAGGAGGAGAGAAGACAGGAGGAGCAGCAGAGGCGACAGGAGGCGGCUGUACAAAAGGACAGGGGGAAUGCUUAUUUCAAGGAGGGGAAGUACGAAGCGGCGGUUGAGUGCUACAGCAGAGGCAUGGAGGUCGACAGCCUGAACGUGCUGCUGCCCGCCAACAGAGCCAUGGCCUUCCUCAAGCUGGAGAAGUAUGAGGAGGCGGAGGAGGACUGCAGCAAAGCCAUUUCUCUGGACACAACUUACAUUAAGGCUUUUUCCCGGCGGGCCACUGCCAGAGCGGCUCUAGGGAAAGUGCAGGGGGCCCGACAAGAUUUCCAGGAGGUGUUAAGACUGGAACCUGGGAACAAGCAGGCCCUGAACGAGCUGCAGAGACUCCACAUGGACGCGGCUCCCAGCGGCCUGCUGCAGACUGCAGACGGCUCACUCAGGAGAACCGUUCAGCCCGUAGACAAGCCAACACACCUGCAGUCAGCGAAGCCUCUGCGCAGGAUCGAGAUUGAGGAAGUGAGUGGAGAGGUGACGGUGUCUGAGGUGGAGUUCGAUGGGUCCAAGUUCCUCAUCAAGGAGGUGAUGAAGGAGGCUGAGGACGACUCGUCUCCACUGUCCACAUCCCCCAGCGCUAAAGUGAUAAAGAUAGAGGAACUAGCAGAGGUCCCUUCACUCUCUGACAGAGUUCCUUCUAACAGCCAGAGCAGACAUCCAGUACAGCAGGAAGUGGCUCCUCCUCCUCCGUCAGCACCCAACCUGCCCCCCCCCCCCACCAACAGCUUCCAACUGGAGGCCGACCUGCGCAAGCUGGGCCGGCAACCUGAAGUCAUCUACAGAUACCUGAGGCAAAUCAACCCCGAGGCACUCACAAGCAUAUUCCAGAACUCCCUGGAGCCGGACAUCCUCAACCAGAUCCUGAACACGCUGCAUGGGUUCUACAUCAAGAAUGAGGCGGCGGCCGUCACGCUGCAGGUCCUCAGCAGUCUGGCCAGCGUGCGGCGCUUCGACAUGGCCGUGAUGUUCCUGUCCUCCGCGGAGAAGAAAGUGCUCACAGACCUGUUCAACUUCCUGCACCGGGCCGAGCUGGAGACAUCCUGCAUCGCAGCGCUGCAGAAGAAGUACGGAGUGUGACGCUGCUAAAACUCUUCAUUUCAACUCUCUACAUCAUUUAAUAAGCCAACUAUUAAUACAAUGUUCCUAAAUAUUCAGCUUGCUUUCAUUCACAUGGCCUCCUGUGGUAAAAUGACCCUAAAUAUGUUCUGCUCUCUCUGCAUUUAUUAAAAGUUGGAAACUGGAACUUCACCAAUGGCGGUUUGUUGUUCUGAUCAUGAUGCGUUCAAGUGUUCAAGCUGAUGCGGUGAAUACCUGUGCGGUAUCCGGUUACUAUGUCAUAGCUAAAUCUGCCACUUGACUGUCAAACUGAAUAUAUGUAACGUUUUGAAAGCUGUUUUCAUAAAUGCAUCACACGUAUCUACAUAUUAUAGUGUAUACCCAAGACAGAUGUUCUAUUAACAGGAAGUGUGAGUUUCCAACAUUCCAGCAGCUUUUGAAUGCAGCCUGAGUAUGGCCUGGUCUCUGUGAGUACUUUAUUGUUCUGUUCUGGGGAAGCAACAAAUAAAGGUGUAUUGACAAAUGUU
Molecule: messenger RNA, 2633 nt
Organism: Eleginops maclovinus (Patagonian blennie)
Lineage: Eukaryota; Metazoa; Chordata; Actinopteri; Perciformes; Eleginopidae
Gene: rpap3
Product: RNA polymerase II associated protein 3
Exons: 17
Coding region: 169-2127 (652 amino acids)
Cellular component (GO): protein folding chaperone complex
Molecular function (GO): protein binding
Source: RefSeq, a predicted model, not a curated record